UCUGCCGCGAGAGGGCGCUCUGGGCAGCAGGAGGCGUGGCGCACCCGCGGCUCGUGGACUCCGCGCGCUCCCAGCGCCGCGUCCCGCCCGGAUACCCUGCCGGCCUCGGAGUGGGGGCCCCACUUCCCCACGCUAGUCUCCCGACCCUGAAGGCCCUGCCUCGCGGCCCUCGGCCCGCAGUCGUCCCGCCGGACCCCUCGCGGGACCCCCACCGCCGCCGCCGGCCGCGCCCGCCGCGCUCCCGCCCGGAAGCGCGGACUUCCGCCGCACGGUCCCGCGGGUGUCCACGCCGCCAUGCCCUCUCUCGGGGACCUGCUGCGGGAAUGGGACCGGGGCGCGCAGGCCGUAGCGCGCGGGGACUGGGACUGUGCCCUGCGCCUCUUCUCGGGCUACCCGGAGCCGUCCGCCAGGAUGUGCUUCAACGUGGGCUGCGUGCACCUGUUGGCCGGGGACCCGGAGGCCGCGCUGCGGGCAUUUGACCAAGCAGUGACCAAGGACACUUGCAUGGCUGUGGGCUUCUUCCAGCGAGGAGUGGCCAGCUUCCAGCUGGAGAGGUUCCAGGAGGCCCUGUGUGACUUCCGUCUGGCCCUGGCACAGCUGAGGGACAACACCGCCAUCGACUAUACACAGCUGGGCCUGCGGUUCAAGCUGCAUGCCUGGGAGGUGCUCUUCAACUUGGGGGCCGCACAGUGCCGCCUGGGUCUCUGGGCUGAGGCCACCCGCAGCCUAGAGGAAGCCCUCUCCAAGGGGUCAGAAGGGGCCCGAGACCACCUGUGCACUGCCCUGGACCAAGUGCAGAAACAGGUGCACCUGCAGCCUCGGCAGGGCCCCAGGGGUGAGGUCUUCCGGCCCCACAGGUGGCACCUGGAGCUCCUGGAACCAGUGGAUUUCCUGGGCAAGGCCAAGGUGGUAUCCUCUGCCUUCCCUGCCGACCGGCAGGAGGACAUCCAGCCUCAGCAGCCCCAGGUUCAGGGCACGGAUGGCAGAGCCAGGCCCGGAGCCGCCCCGCGGGCUGCAGUCACCGGGGCCUGGAAAACCUGCACCGCCUGUGGUCCCAGGAGGCCCCCCGAGACAGAGACACAGGUCGGCCCCGGGCAGGCGGGGCAGGCUGACCACCAUGCGCCCGUCCUCUCCGAUGAACAGAGGCCCAGUGUGGAACAAGUUGGCAAACAGGUUCCUCCAGGGCUGCGGGUGGCAGGGGAGCCACACCCCGGCCCUUCUGAAGACCCCUCUCAUGCUGGGGGAGUGGCUGUGGGGGACCCUGAGUCCUUGGUGACCCUCAUAGUGCAGUGUGCCUUCACACUGGCCCUGAAGGUCCCAAGAGGAGCUGACCUGUCCAGCCUGCGGACCCUGCUGAGCCAGGCCCUCCCCCACCAGGCCCAGCACGGGCAGCUCAGUUACCAAGACCCCAGCAACGAGGGGCGCUGGGUCCCCCUUGCUAGGGAGGAGGUGCUACAGAGGGCCUGGCGGGACAAGGCGGCCAGCCCUGGGGUCCUGCGGCUCCAGUGCCGGGGAGCGGGCGGCCGGCCUGUCCUCUACCGGGUGGUGGCCCGGCACAGCUACUCUGCCCAGGGGCCUGAGGACCUGGACUUACAGCCAGGGGACAUCGUGGACGUCCUGUGUGAAGUGGACCCGGCCUGGUUGGAGGGCCACUGUGAUGGCCGCAUCGGCAUUUUCCCCAAGUGCUUCGUGGUCCCAGCUGGACAGUACAUGUGAGGAGCCCAACACCCCCACCUGGAGUCCCACAUACCCCAAGCCCAGUGAGGAAAUCAGCCCUAGGAAGUCCCGUGGCAAGAACAGUUUUAAUAAAGCAAUCUUCCCCCCA
This is a messenger RNA of Neofelis nebulosa (Clouded leopard), 1825 nucleotides long. RefSeq names its product NADPH oxidase activator 1 (gene NOXA1). The transcript has 14 exons. The coding region runs from base 295 to 1716 and encodes 473 amino acids. Gene Ontology annotation, molecular function: superoxide-generating NADPH oxidase activator activity; protein binding. Gene Ontology annotation, biological process: superoxide anion generation. The record is from RefSeq and is a predicted model, not a curated record. Lineage: Eukaryota; Metazoa; Chordata; Mammalia; Carnivora; Felidae.